UCGAGCUGAUGCAGGUCGCCUGUAGUUCUUUGGGUUUGUGGUCGAGUCCCGUUGUUACCGUUUCAGUCUGCAGUGGUUGAGAUGUUUUGAUCAAUUUGUGUAACAUCUGGUUGAAUUUGAAGUUUAAAGAUUGCCUUUAGUAGCAACUUAAGAUAGCCAGUUAGGCGGCUUUUCGUUAACAUUACUUUGCUGCGCUUUAACAUUAUGCGUUUGCCACCUUUAAUAAAGGCAGCUAAGUGCGUUUCGUUGGCUGGCUUUGUAAACUGCAGUUUUACACAAUUCAUUACUUAAUACAAUUUGGUAAUUUAGACAAUCAGCUACCCGUUAAAAACAUGCAGCCAUGUUUGUUUCGAGUAUAUUAAAUUCGAACUAGUCAGUUUUCUUUGGUUAAGGUUGCCAGUGGCUUCAUCUGCCAUAUUUUCCCUCGGGUGUCGCUUCUUUCGUGUUUUCCCCCGUUAAAUACGUAAACAAUAAAUACACCCUAUAGUGUGUAACAUGAAUACAGGAAAUGAACGUUUUCGAAUAAAAUCAUCAUGAUAAUAUAAUACUUAAGACGUUUUCUUGUCAUAACAGAAGAACAGGUUUUGUGCAUGGGCGUUAUGAAUGGAUUUUUAAAGUGCUUAUGUAUGAAUGCAUUGUACCUCAAUAUCCACCUAGCAUCUGAAAGUAGUUUAAUUUGUACAUUUGCAUUAAACUGAAACAAUAGGUAGGUAAAUCUUGGGAGGCGUCACUUAAUUUACACACAUGCGCACACUCACACAGACACACACAUAGACAUACGCACACACACAGGUUUUGAUAUGCUUAUUACACCUUUUUUUGUGUGUCUUUUGACACAGACAAUAGCAUGUAUCCUGCUGUGCAACUUGAAUUGUAAAAAAACAUAUAACGACUUCAAUUGGUUGACAGUAUAGCGUUUGGAAUGUCUAUGUAAAUCGAGCAGUAGUAACACAUGAUGCAGGUUGUAAUACCGUGAUAGGUGACACUGUCAAUGAUGUGGCAAUUCAUAAAAUAUUUUAUGGUUCCAAUCGCAGAUUGCGUGAAAAUCUUUCUGCUCUGUUCCAGGAGUUAAUUUUGGGCUGUUUGCUCUAGGCUCUUGAGAGUCACGUUUCAGGACUCUCGCUAUUUAAUUAAUCUUACAGCCCUGUUCUGUUGAACUGUAAACUGACCCAGACUUCCUCUUGGUGCUGCAGCAUCUGCAGAGUACUUAUUUGCAGCUUGGUGUGGAAGGAGGGCGCUUGACUCUCUGUCCUACUUUUCUGAACCCCGGAAACCACUCUCUUAAUCAUUUAGAAUUAUCAUAUAGUUGCUAAGUACUUUACUUUUGUGUGUGGUACCAGGCGUUGACUGUUUUGAGACACUCAUCAAAAUGUGUUCUGGGUCCAACAUGGAAUCGGGACACGAGAUGAGUUUGCACCUGGACCCCAAUAGAGAUGACCUGCCACUUAAGGCAAACACCAGCCAAAUGUUAGUGCGACACUACGUGCUGGACUUGAAGGUUCACCUCGAGAAGAAGGUCAUCAUAGGCAGUGUGGUCCUGUUCUUGGAGGUGGCAAAAGGUGCUGAGGAAAUUCAGAAGUUCUCGGGGGUGGCCGGACAUCAAGAGGCCCCCGAAUCCUUAGACACAGCGCUCCUGGGUGAUAAUGGACAGCAUGCUUCACACACAGGCUGUUGUCAUAGUGAUGAUUCAGAGGAGGCCCCCGGGGAAGGCAAAAGCAAUGGUGACUUUACGCUGGUGCUGGACUGCUGCGACCUGGCUGUGACGAAGGUGGAGGAGGUGGAUGUGGCCUCUGUGCCAGGAAUGCAAGUGCUACAGGAGACCGGAGGCAAGGGUCUUUGUCCUGCCUGUCCUUCCAUCCCUCUCCUGCAUAAGCUUGUCCAUCUGCCUUCAACAUGCUGGGAGCAGCAGCAUGACCUGUACCGACAGUGCAGCCAGGCUCCAGCUCCUGGGAGAGGGGAGGAGUUCCUCUUCAGCACUGACCGCUGGAGCCUGCAGAUUUGGAAGAGGGGGGUUCCGACUCCCCACUGCUUCCCUCGGUGCAUCAGGAUCUGUUACGAGACCAAGUGUGAGGGAACGUCGGUGAGGUGGACCAAGGACCAGAGUGGCAAGUCUUGUGUUUACACCAUGGGUUCCCCAAUCAACAACAGGGCCCUUUUCCCAUGUCAGGAACCCCCAGUUGCCAUGUCAACGUGGCAGGCCAGAGUGCAUGCUCCCAGUGAAUGUACGGCCUUGCUGAGCGGGGAGAAUGAGGCCCUUCCUGUUCCAGAAGAAAAUGGGUUCUCGCACUGGGAUUAUUAUGUCACAAUGCCAAUGCCUGCCUCUACCUUCACCAUCGCGGUGGGGCACUGGGUGGAGGCCAGGGUGAGACCAGCCCCAGGAGAACCGACAGACUUGUUUUCGGAAACAAAGCCCCAUUCAGGCGAGGGGUCCACUUGGGAUUGUUCUGCUCAACCCAGCAGAGUUUAUCGGAACCAGAACUCAUGCGAAGAAAACUUGGCUGGCAGGAGUGUGGGUGCAAACCUGAACUGUAGGAUGGAGAAUUCAGGUCUGGGCAACGUGGCGUCAGAGCAGCCGUCUGCAGCCGAGGACUCUUUCCUGGCCGGGGUCCUGUGCUCCCACGUGGAUUACCCCUGCCGCUUCACCAGCGCUGCUGCACUGCUCCAGGAGAUCAUCCCGUACCGUGUCUUUGCCCCGUCCCAGCUCCUGCGGCAGGCGGCGGCCGUUCUGCCUCCCCUGCUGGCCCCCUGCCUGGCCGCCGCCCGCGCCGUCCUCGGGGUUCACCCCUUUGCACGCCUGGACCUGCUUGUGGUCCCCGCCGAGUUUCCCAGCCUGGGGAUGGCCAGCCCCCACAUGGUGUUCCUAUCCCAGAGCCUCCUGGGGGGGGACCCCCAGCUCUGCGGGGCCCGCCUGUGCCACGAGAUCGCACACGCCUGGUUCGGACUCGCCAUCGGGGCACAGGACUGGACCGAGGAGUGGAUCAGCGAAGGCUUUGCCACCUACCUCGAGGAUGUCUUUUGGGCCCGAGUACAAAAGCUCUCUCGUUGUCAGGCUGAGGAGCAGUACCAACUGAAAGCCCUCCUGUGCUGGAGGAGGCUCCGAGAUGAGCUGCAGAACUCCGACGAGGAGCUUCAGAUCCUCAGACCCAAUAAGGAGAACACGGGACAAGUCAGCGAAUCAGGGGCCUCUGUGGUGAAACACGCUCUGAAUCCUGACAAAGCGUUCAUGCAGGUCCACUACCUGAAGGGCUAUUUCCUAUUGAGCUUUUUCUCAAGCAUAAUUGGUGAAGAAGCUUUUCUAAAUUUCUUCCGCCAUUUUGUGAGACAGUACCAUGGCCGGCUCAUUCUCUCACAGGACUUCUUGCAAAUGCUCUUGGACCAUUUUCCAGAAAUAGAGAGACAAGGCCUCACUCUCGAAGUGAUUUACGCCGACUGGCUGGAUAAUCCUGCCAUUCCAGAGCCCCUGUUGCACAGGAGCGCCGCUUGGCUCCGGACGGCAGUCGUGGGAGAAGUCAGACAGGAGGUUGCAAAAUGGAUUCACUUCAGUCGCGGCCACCGAAAGGGCAGCAAGCGGAAGCGAGUGGAGCCCAAGGUGAACUUCAAAGGGGUGAUCCCAGAGCAGCUCGUCCUGCUCCUAGAGCUUCUGCUGGAUGAGCCUGAUCUGUCCCUGACGGCGCUGCGCGCUCUGGAGAAGACCUACCAUCUACAGGAUAGGGACGCCGAGGUGAGACAUCGCUGGUGUGAACUGGUGGUCAAACACAAGCACACAGCCGCGUACAAGGAUGUGGAACGUUUUCUGCUGCAAGAUCAGGCCAUGGGUGUUUACCUGUAUGGGGAGCUGAUGGUCCAAGAGGAUGCACAUCAGCAAGCCCUCGCAAGGAGAUGCUUCUCUCAGGCCCAGGAGGAGAUGGACCCAGCUGUGCGCAAAGUGGUGGAGGAGAUGAUCUACUGAGGGACUGAGGCAGGCAGCAACAUGGAGGAGAAAGCCAUGGCUGGUCACCGGCGUUUACACCCUGCAAAAUCACCCUACGGACAAGCCGUCAGCAGGUCCACCGGCACCCCAUGGUGGAGCUAUGUUUUACCUCAAAUAAUUUGGUCCUGUCAGGACCAGCAAGACGCCAGCCACUGUGAACAUGCACUGUAGCUGCUGUAAAAGCCUACCUGACUCAAGAUUGUUUGGACCAGAGGAAAAAAUAAUAAAGUUUUCAGGCCAAA
Paramormyrops kingsleyae is the source of this 4212-nucleotide messenger RNA. RefSeq names its product aminopeptidase O (putative) (gene aopep). The record is from RefSeq and is a predicted model, not a curated record. Gene Ontology annotation, cellular component: nucleolus. Gene Ontology annotation, molecular function: zinc ion binding; metalloaminopeptidase activity. NCBI's taxonomy places the organism in Eukaryota, Metazoa, Chordata, Actinopteri, Osteoglossiformes, Mormyridae.